AUGGAAAAUUCGGCUUAUGUUCCGAACUCGGCUCAUCUGAAUUCACCCGCCUUAGUGGUAUUUUCACAAGCCGCCGGUGGAUUGCAAGAUGCUUUAAGGAUUCAAAGGCCCUUUAAUCCGCAGUUUACAAUGUCGGAAGCAUCCAAAGACCUCCAUAGGCCUUUCACAGCUUCCUCUUUUGGACUAAGGCACAUGGAAGCCUACAGUGGCAUCCCCGCCCACAUUCUAAACCAUUUACAACCCCAGUUUCUCCAUCCUGGUCUCACCCUAGGUUCCGGAGCCUUCCGACCUUUAAACGACCUAAAAUCCUUUCCUUCUCCAUCAGCCUUUGCUCCUCCCAAAUGUCUCAAAAUCGAAACCAACAAUGAUUCUCUUCAUCCUAGUCAUAAUCACGGUAUCUUUUCGCCUUCGGAUGAUAGGCUUUUGGGACCCAGUCCCAGAACUGAUUCGUGUUCCCCCGCUAGUGCUUCUAUGUCCCCUCAGCCUCAAACUGCUGUUAAAGAAGAGAGCUUGGACGCUCAGAUGUCCGAGGAUGGUGAGGGCCAGGGUCAAGGCAAUGAAAGUGACUCCCCUGGAGUGCAUGAGGAUACCAGAGGGUUUAGAAUAGGCCCUCUCUUCGGAGGUGGUUUCAAUGGAAAUGGAGCAUACACAUUUACAGUACCAGGUCUUCCACCAGCUGCCCAUGCUCUGGCAAAGUCUACCUUCCUCUUCGAUCACGAAAGACGAGUCAUUUUAAAUAAUAGAAUAAACAUAGAUUUUGUAAAAAAGAAAAAGCGUGAUCCCUCAAGCUGUCCAAUUUGUGGUCUAACCAUAUCUACAGGCGAUUUGGAAACACAUUUUAUGCACGAGUUAGAACGUCUCUACAAAUUGAGUGGUUCGGGAAUAGCUGCCUCUAGAAAAAGAAGUAGACCAGAACCAGGAAGGCCUCCUGCUCUACCUGGAGACAGUGGCCCAGAAGGAAGAUGGGAGACCUUUCAAAGAAUAAAGACCAAUAGGCAUGGGAGACUCCGAAUCAAAAUUCGAAAAAGAAAAGCUGACGAUAUGUGUCCAAUAUGUACAGGCCAUCCUCAGAGAACUCAAGAAGAAAUUAAUCUACACGUGGAAAGGUGUGUCAGAAAGAACAUGCAUGAUGAAGACGAAACAGUAGACGUUGAAGGUGACUCAGAACUAGAAGAAUGGCACGAAUCUCAAAGAAGAAGAACUAACUCUUUAGUUGCUGGGUUGACGAUACCGACAAGUACAGGAAGAAUAGAAGUAGACAAUGAAGGUGAUGAUGUUAUUGUUGAUGGGGAUGAACCGGAAGACAGUACAUUCGGUCCCUCACAGUAUACCGAAAAUGAUGUUGUGAUAAAAGAAAACAGGGACAAAGAUGGAGUGCAAUCACAGGUUGCCACAGUGAAUUCUAGUGGCGACGUGGAAGUUAAAGUAGAAAGUGUCGGUCAACAAUGCGAUAGCAACGUGAGCACCUCAGAAUCUGAGCCCAGCAGUAGGGCGCACAUGAUAGAAGAGCUUAGAAAUAGAAUAAGACAACUCGAGGCUGAAGGGGGAGGUGGUGAGCCGGCAAGUAGCACAGAUACCGAAGACUAUAAAUGUUUAAUUUGCCUGGAACACUACAAGAAACCUGUUAUAUCGACCGUUUGUUGGCAUGUACACUGUGAGGAAUGUUGGCUUCAUACAUUGGGUAGCAAAAAAGUAUGCCCGCAGUGCAGCAUGAUAACUUCACCGACCGAUCUUAGACGAAUAUUUAUGUAA
Psylliodes chrysocephalus is the source of this 1752-nucleotide messenger RNA. The record is from the annotation of a GenBank genome assembly. NCBI's taxonomy places the organism in Eukaryota, Metazoa, Arthropoda, Insecta, Coleoptera, Chrysomelidae.